Molecule: messenger RNA, 240 nt
Organism: Colletotrichum spaethianum
Lineage: Eukaryota; Fungi; Ascomycota; Sordariomycetes; Glomerellales; Glomerellaceae
Exons: 2
Coding region: 1-240 (79 amino acids)
Source: RefSeq, a predicted model, not a curated record
AUGGCGGAACCCAACCAUACUGCGAAUGCCCCGUCGGCGGUUGAGUCGACCGCAGCUGUGGAGAACCCGGCCCAUCCUGUUAUUGCAAAUGAUGACGCCGAUUUCAUCGAUGCAGAUGAUGAUAGUCUUGCUUCGUCGACCACGAGUAUCGCCGACUCAAUACGCGGCUAUCGGCUGGAAAACGGACGCACCUAUCACAAGUACAAGGAUGGCAGUAAAUUCAUUCUGGUCCACACUUGA